Larimichthys crocea (large yellow croaker) is the source of this 1254-nucleotide messenger RNA. RefSeq names its product eukaryotic translation initiation factor 2B, subunit 1 alpha (gene eif2b1). The transcript has 10 exons. Gene Ontology annotation, molecular function: guanyl-nucleotide exchange factor activity; translation initiation factor activity. Lineage: Eukaryota; Metazoa; Chordata; Actinopteri; Sciaenidae. Gene Ontology annotation, biological process: translational initiation. The record is from RefSeq and is a predicted model, not a curated record. Gene Ontology annotation, cellular component: eukaryotic translation initiation factor 2B complex. Bases 315 to 1223 code for a protein of 302 amino acids.
AAGCAGGAGAGAGGAAGGCGGACAGAGAGGGAGAGGACACCGGGUACGGGCUGUGUGCUACGGCCGAGCCACACGACGAGAACCGGGGGGAGGAGGCGGCGGUGCACCGCGCUACAGUGCGCCCCGGUGCACCUGAGCUCACGUGAAGGGGGCGCACGUUACGUGCUUACAUCAUGUCCUCGCGACACAUCAACACGCAGCUGCGUUGCUUCGGAUGAGCUAACGGAGCAACUCGAUCAGUGUCAACACAACUCUGCAGAGCAACUUUCUGUGGCAACAUAGCGACUCAAACUGUCUCUGCUGCGGCCGCCAGGAUGAAUGAAGAAGAGCUGGUGGAGUACUUCAGGGCUCAGAUGAGGAAAGACCCGGGCAUGGCGUCAGCUGUGGCGGCGAUCCGCACCCUGCUGGAGUUCCUCAAGAGAGACAAAGGUGAAACCCUCCUGGGCCUGAGAGAGAGCCUGAAGUGGGCCACGGACUGCCUGACGGGAGAGGACUCGUCUGUGGCCGUGUCCUCCGGAGGAGAGCUGUUCCUGCGCUUCAUCAGCCUCACCUCGCUGGAGCACCAGGAUCUGUCUCGCUGUAAGAAGGUGAUGGAGGAGAGAGGAGAACUUUUUCUAGAGAAGAUCUCGAUGUCCAGGGCCAAGGUUGCGAAGCUCUGUCACACCUUCAUCAAAGACGGUGCUAAAAUCCUGACUCACUCGUACUCCAGAGUCGUCCUCAGGGUGUUGGAAAAAGCUGCAGCUGAGAAGAAACGCUUCUCUGUCUAUGUGACCGAAUCGCAGCCUGACUCAGCCGGGCGACAGAUGGCAGAAGCCCUGAGGAAGCUCAACGUUCCAGUAACAGUAGUCCUGGAUGCAGCUGUGGGGUACGUCCUGGAGAAGGUCGACCUAGUUAUCGUCGGUGCAGAGGGAGUCGUGGAGAGCGGAGGAAUCAUCAACAAGAUCGGCACUUAUCAGAUGGCCGUGUGUUCUAAAGCUCACAACAAGCCUUUCUACGUCGUGGCGGAGAGUUUCAAAUUCGUCCGUCUGUAUCCGCUCAACCAGCAGGACGUGCCCGAUAAAUUUAAGUACAAAGCAGAUACCCUGAAGAGCGUACAGAACCUGUCAGACGAGCAUCCGAUGAUCGACUACACGCCUCCCUCCCUCAUCACCCUCCUCUUCACCGACCUCGGAGUCCUCACGCCGUCUGCCGUCAGCGACGAACUCAUCAAGCUUUAUUUAUAACUCAAUAAAACUCCAUUAUUAAAAAGGUAAA